UUAUAGCUUUGUGAUUUGAAACGCAUGGUCUUUAAACAUGAUUAUGAACCGUCAUUUUGAAAUGGGAGUUUGAUAUCGAAUGACUGGUAUAAACUAAUGAAAAUCGUGGUUUGUAAUGAAAUAGCAGCAUGUUUUUGCACAAUCACCUGGGGAACGCCUCCAUGCAUUUUGUAUUAGUCUUCUUGACUGCUUUAAGUUCGAGUUAUGUUUUCGCGGAAGAUCGGUGUUCGUCUAACGAGAACAAUUAUUACGACACAAAAGUGAACGUAUGUGCCGUAUGUAAAGAAUGCAAAAAUGGGCAUGCGAGGAAUUUUUCAGAACAGUAUACUGGAUCCACGGGAAGCAAUGGUGAUGAGGGAUGCCUACCCUGUAGGCGGCGUCCCCCAGGUUACUACAUCCGGGUAUCGGGGAGGCAUCCGGCUGUCUUCCACCUGUGUAUGAAUAACUGUACGGCCCUCUUCCGGUAUCAGCAGACGCCGUGCGGAGACUUUACUGACGCCUUCUGCAGCUCAUGUUUUGCAGGCUACCAUGAUGAGACCAAUAAUGUCAAUUUGGCCUGCACCAAAAUGGUUCGGCCAACUACCGCAACGGUUAAGUCAACACUUUCUACCACCCUCAAGGAAAAAGAACAAUGGAUCAAUGACAGUGUUCCAACGUUUGAUGUUCGCAAUAAAGAUUUGGCAGAAGAUGAGCACACCUUGUCAGCUACGCAGCUUACAGUGGUCCUAUCAUGUGGCGUUGUAUCAGUAGCUAGUUGUUUGGCUGUUGUGCUUAUGACGUGUCGGAAGAAACGGCUACAACGAAAAUUGAAAGACAGACAAGCGACAGUGGAGCGUUCCGCGUUGUUGGAGCCAGGCCGUCUGAAUCAUGUUACCAUUACCCUGAAUGGCACAUCCAUCGACCUGACAGCCAACAGUUCGCACGGGCCGACGAAUGUCGAACGCAACUCGUCACAUAUACAAUCGACGGGGGCUACUGAUAGCCAAAAUGAUUUCGAAGUAGCGACUGAAGAACACUCGAUGUCAAUGCCUCUGAUUCGACGCAGCAACGUCGACAAUGGCCUUGAUGACAACCUCAGUGAUCUGACAAUCGACGGGCCGACGACGACUGAUCCCUGUCGGCAAGAAUUGUCCUCGCAAAUGGCGGACGUUACAGACAUCCAUAACGCCCUGCCGCUCGACAUAAAUCUUCCCAUAUCGCGAUCCAUGGAGUGGACGAUAUGUAAGUGCCGCGAACGAAGACAAUGCUCAUGCAAACAUCUUUCUGAACAAUCUAAACACAUAAAGAUGCUUGCCAAGAUGAAUUCAAUAGAUAUUGUCGCCAGGCACAUCUGCCAUGACCCAAAAUAUUUCUUUCAAAGUCUAAAAGUUGUAAACUCCAAAUUUUACCAAACGUUUGUCGACAUGGACAGACGAGAGGAAAGGGCAGAAUCUUACCGAAAUGUCCUUAUAGGAUGGGUCCGGAUACAAGGAGACAAAGCGUUCCUGUCAGAUUUGAUAGAUGCUCUUUGUAAACAUAACUUUCAUGACAUUUGUGAUGUUAUAGCUAGAGAUAUGCAUUACGAAACUCACAUGAAACACAUGAUCUCAACAGAAAUAGGCGUAGUUUAAGGCUUAACCCAUUUAAGCCUAGUGGACUCUCCCAUCCUUCUAAAUUGGAUCAAUUUAUUUCCAAAAUUAGGGAUGUCUAGUAUAAUUAUUUCUAUAUUUAGAAUAUUUCUUACAGAAAUUCAUUCAAGCAAACAGCGCAGACCCUGAUGAGACGCCGCAUCUGGGUCUACGCUGUUUGCCAUGGCCUUUUUUCUAGACGCGAGGCAUACAUGGGUUAAUGCGUAGAUGAUGUCAUUUAUAUGCAUUCCGAUAAACGAAAGGAGUGAAAUUAGCUGCUAAGAAACUAAUAAGUUUGCAUCGGUCCAAAUAUAAACAUCUAUAAAUUUAUCUUAACAUAUUUACACUUAUAAGUGAAAAACCUACAUUUUAGAUAAUUGUUUUUAGCUCAAACUUUCAGUGAAAAUGUAGAUUGCUUCACUGCUACACUUUAAGUAAUCGAUUUCCAAAGCCAAUGGUAUUUUACCUUUGGCAAGCCUAUGUUUAAUCGGCUUUAAGGAAAAAGAACUAUGUUGCAGAAAUUAUUAAGCUCAAGUAAAUGCUUUAUUGAAGGUUAAAUAUAUAAUAUAGCAUACAUUGUUUUGUUUUUUACUGCAUUUAGUCAAUGAAACAUAACUACAAGAUCUACUUACGUUACGUGUAAAAUAUUUUGCAGAAUAUGUCAAAGAAAUCAGGCGGGCGUUAAUGUGCUAGCAUUGACUGCAGCUUUUGAUUCUAGUGUCAUUAUGUCAGAUAUUGUUGUGCACAUUGUGUCACGUGUGUAUUCUAAUGUGUGUUAUUGUUCUUGUUUAUGUUUUACAUUUAAGAGGCUGGUACUCGUUUGUUAAAUAAAUUUCAAGAUAAAAAGACUGACAA
Molecule: messenger RNA, 2462 nt
Organism: Dreissena polymorpha
Lineage: Eukaryota; Metazoa; Mollusca; Bivalvia; Myida; Dreissenidae
Exons: 7
Coding region: 129-1610 (493 amino acids)
Biological process (GO): signal transduction
Molecular function (GO): protein binding
Source: RefSeq, a predicted model, not a curated record